This is a messenger RNA of Linnemannia hyalina, 1572 nucleotides long. Lineage: Eukaryota; Fungi; Mortierellomycota; Mortierellomycetes; Mortierellales; Mortierellaceae. The record is from the annotation of a GenBank genome assembly.
AUGUCGCCCUCGUCGCGCCUCGAGGCAAGGAGCCAGGCCAGGGCUAUCCCCCUCGUCACCAUUUCCCUCGCACGGGGUCAUCUCCGACAGACACGACUCGUUUCUUCUCAUGACAACAACCAGUCCGCGGUCGAGCAGGAUCUCGACCAGGACCAUGAUCGCACCCAAAACCAUAACAACAGCAACAACGGAGACCAUCCCCCGUCGUACGAUUCUAUCACCACAUCAUCGCCAGCAUCAUCAAGGACAACAGGAGAAGAGUCACUGCAGGAAAGUCGACUCGCUUCUCCGAGCAACGUCGCCCUGACCGAGGCCGUCCUCCACCUCUCCCGGACCCUGGUCACCCCCGCCCCACCCAAACCCCGUCCGCAGCCAUCCUGGCUCUUCAUGAUGAUCUACAGCUGGACCCAUACCCAAAAGACCGCCACCCGGCUCUACCACAUCCUGACCACACCCAGCAUACUCCUCCAGCACAUCCAGGGCCAAAACGACCAGGUCCACCACAAGAAACAGCGCAAGAGUAUUCAGCAAAUCACAGAGGAGCAGGACAGGAUGGAGGACGACCCCGAUAUGCGCUUUGGGGCAGUAACUGAAAUGGUGCCUGUCAGCAUGAUGAACACUCGCAGUGUAGCCUCCAUGGCUGACGAAGCAUUACCUCCGUCUUCUCAGGAUCCAAUGGAAUUGGCGUCAUCGUCAUUGCUCGGAGAUGAUUUUACGGAAGACUCGGCCUUGCCUCGGAAACCCAAGCGGCGGAUCGAAUCUUACGCCAACCCGUUUGCACCUACUACCAACGACUUUGACCCACAAGAGGACGACGAGGGCUGGCUCGGAAUGGGUGAGGAGUCUUCAGUGGAUGGCGUCACAAAGACCAACUCUGUCCGGUUGACGUCGCCAACGUUCUCCCAUGCAUUCCGAGGACAGAUUCCAGAUUUUACGACCUCGUCGCUCGGUCCAGCCAUGGACCCUUGUCAGUUUGAGAGCGAAUCUUCUCCACGGAGUGAUGCCCUCCCAGUACCAUCCUUUUCGACUGACUCAAUAUUCAACCGCUCCACGGGGGUCACCCUUGACCGCCCUUCAUCAAGGGCAUCGAUCAAUUCUCAAUCUACAGCAUCCAACUAUGUGACCCCACCGUCUUCGAUGGUUUCGCCUGCACCGUCGGCCAACUCGAACAGGACUCUUGUGUCUUUACAGACCCCACGACAGGAUAAAGUACCUUCUCACUGGGAGCAACAGGACACAAUUAUGACAACUGAACCCCAGGAGGAGGACGAGGAAGAACAAGGCAAUGAAUACCUCGUCUCUGCAGCAUCGUCGAUCUACCAUGACCUCCCCUCUGACGAGGAGUACCCGUCGGUAUGGUCUGAUCAGUCGAGUAGCUACCGUGAACAUCACCAGGCAGCUGCAAUUCAGUUCCCGACCAUUGUUCGAUCCUCCACGGCCUCGUUCACAGAUGUAUCGUCGUCCAUUGCCAUCAGCUCCGCUUCUCCACCGACACUCAUCCCUCCAGCCCCUCCCAUCUUAUCUUCGUCAGCCAGUAUUCGUUCCUUUGAAACCGCUCUCUCUAUCUCUUGA